ACGAGAGGACAUGCAGGCUCGCUACUCCGUGUCCAGUCCCAACUCCCUGGGAGUGGUGCCGUACCUCGGCGGUGAGCAGAGCUACUACCGAGCGGCGGCGGCGGCGGCCGGCGGGGGCUACACGACCAUGCCGGCCCCCAUGAGCAUGUACUCCCACCCGGCCCACGAACAGUACCCGGCCGGCAUGGCCCGAGCCUACGGGCCCUACACGCCGCCGCCGCAGCCCAAGGAUAUGGUGAAGCCGCCCUACAGUUACAUCGCCCUCAUCACCAUGGCCAUCCAAAACGCGCCCGAUAAGAAGAUCACUUUGAACGGGAUCUACCAGUUCAUCAUGGAGCGGUUCCCUUUCUACAGGGACAACAAGCAGGGCUGGCAGAACAGCAUCCGCCACAACCUCUCCCUUAAUGAGUGCUUCGUCAAAGUGCCCCGAGACGACAAGAAGCCCGGAAAGGGCAGCUACUGGACCCUCGACCCCGACUCCUACAACAUGUUCGAGAACGGCAGCUUCCUCCGGCGCCGCCGCCGCUUCAAGAAGAAGGACGCAGUCAAGGACAAGGAGGAGAAGGACCGCCUGCACCUCAAGGACCAUGCCCCGCCGCGACCUCCGCCGCCCGCCACGGAGCCCGAGGGCGGCCCCGCCACCGCCGCCGGGGUCAGCGCCGCGCCGCCGCCGCCCGUCCGCAUCCAGGACAUCAAGACAGAGAACGGCACGGCCUCGCCGCCUCAGCCCCUGUCGCCCCCCGGCGCCGCCCCGCCGCUCGGCGCCGUUCCCAAGAUCGAGAGCCCCGACAGCAGCAGCAGCAGCCUCUCCAGCAGCGGCAGCCCCCGUAGCACUCUCCCAUCCAGCCGCUCACUCAGCAUGGAGGCCCCCGAACCGCAGCAGCAGCAGCAGCAGCAGCCGCCGCCUCCUCCGCCACCUCCGCCCCACCACCACCACCACGGCCCGGGCUUCAGCGUGGACAACAUCAUGACCUCGUUGCGAGGCUCUCCGCAGGCCUCCGCCGAGUUGGGCGCCGGCCUCUUGGCCCCUGUCGCCGCCGCCCCGCGUACCGGCAUCCCGCCUGCCCUCUCUCUCGGCGGCUACUCGCCGGGACACAGUUCGGUUUACGGCUCACCCUGCGGCCAAGCGGCCGCCGGUGCCGCCACCGGCACCUACCACUGCAACAUGCAGGCCAUGAGCCUUUACGCGGCGGCUGGCGGCGCAGACCGGCCUGGCCACCUGCCCCCUGCCGCCAGCCCCGCCGAGGACCCUCUGCCUGACUACGCCAUGCCCACGGGUGGCGGUGGCGGCGGGGGGACCGGGGGCGGCGGCGGCACGGGUGGCGGCGGGACGCUGGGGCACGGCGGCCAGCAGGAGGGGCACCACCCGCACCAGGGCCGCCUGGCUUCCUGGUACCUCAACCAGGCGGCGGCGGCGGCGGCAGCGGCAGCAGCGGCGGCAGCAGGAGAGCUGGGCCCGCUGGCGGGCGCGGCGGGCUACGGGGGGCCGCAGCAGGGCUUCGCCGCUGCCCCGCGGGAGGUCUUCGAGGCACCGCGGCUGGGCCUCAGCGGCUCGCCGGGAGGAGCCGGUGGCGGCGGCGGCGGUGGAGGUGGCGGGGCGGGGGGUGGCGGCGGCAGCUGUCAGAUGGCUUUUCCCGGCAGCCAGCCGCUUUACCGCACCUCCGGGGCCUUCGUCUAUGACUGUGGCAAAUUUUGAGGGCGGCCCGCCGCGGGGACAUCGCGGGGACAUGGUGCGGACAUCCGCGCAGCACCGCGCCGCCGGCCCCACAUCCGCGCCCGCCCGCGGGAAGCUAUAGUAGAGACAGCCGCAGAGCGUGUUUCGGUUUGUUAAAGGACAGUGUUACUCCAAUAACACGUAAGUUUUUGGUUGUUUUCUUUUGUUUUGGGUUUUGUUUUAUUUUAAUCUCUUUCAGAAACUUUUUUCCUCUCCCCUGAGCCCCCUCCCUUCCCCAUCCCUUAAGGUAUUGUCGGUAUUGUCAUGCCUCGGGUUUAAAAGGGGACGAAAAAUCCAGCGUAGAGCAUCAGCUUCACACAACCACCCUUUCCCCCCCCCCUCUUUUACAAGGACUUGUUUUUAAAUGUAAAUUGCAACAUAGUAAUUUAUUUUUAAUUUGUAGCUGCGGACCAAACACCAGAAAGUGUUUUUUUCCCCCCUGCUUCCCUGAAAAGUGACGUUUAAAAUGACCGAAACGCUGAUUAUUUUUUUUUCACUCUAUAUAAAAAGGGAAACUGUAUUAAUCUUAUUCUAUCAAUAUUUUUUUUUUGUUGUUGAAAAUAUUCCGAAGGUAUCGCAUUGUUUGUUUAUUAAUAAAUUACCAUUCGGUUGGAA
Molecule: messenger RNA, 2329 nt
Organism: Pogoniulus pusillus (Red-fronted tinkerbird)
Lineage: Eukaryota; Metazoa; Chordata; Aves; Piciformes; Lybiidae
Gene: FOXC1
Product: forkhead box C1
Exons: 1
Coding region: 11-1696 (561 amino acids)
Biological process (GO): cell differentiation; anatomical structure morphogenesis; regulation of transcription by RNA polymerase II
Molecular function (GO): RNA polymerase II cis-regulatory region sequence-specific DNA binding; DNA-binding transcription factor activity, RNA polymerase II-specific
Source: RefSeq, a predicted model, not a curated record